UCCUGCUUGCAGCCUUCCCCUCCUUCCUUCCCUGCCUUCCAUGGCGGAGGUGAUAGAGUUCAGAGUCCCGGUUGGAAAUGGCAGGACCCUGCUGGUGCUGGGGGUGGACGCAGGCGCCUCGGAGCAUGCUUUGUAUUUAGCAUUUGCUGCAUUUGGUCCGCUCUAUUCCGUGAAGCUUCAGAGAAAUGCUCCGGUUGCUGGGCCAGGCUACUACGCUCUUGUCAAAUUCUACUCAGCUAGAGAUGCUAAAAGAGCACAGUGCGCUUGCAACCAGAAACCUCUGUUUCAGAAAUCACCUUUGAAGGUUUCCAUGUGUACCAGACAACGGGCUUUUCCACAUCAACCCUUGGUAUUGAACAGCUACAAAUGCAGAGAACUUGCCAAUCACUAUCUUGGUUUCAAUGGCUGGUCCAGUCGCAUUAUCACUCUCCAGAAUAUAUCUGGUUUUGAAGAGGUUGGGAAUGAAGAGGAAGAAGUGAGAACUUCACCCAGGAGUCAGCAGUCAAAGUAUCUGUGUGUUCAAGAAUUAACCAUUCCUCAAUAUGAGAUCUGCACCAGAGGGGUUGGUGUGGCUGAGCUUCAGGUGGAUCCAAGCCAAGGGUUCCUCGUGGCUACUCACAGCCUCCAGAAGCUAGCUGUGCAACGGGCUCUCUCGGACGCAUUUCAGAAGAUACUCUUGGUAGUUCUAGAGAAUGGGAAAGUUGCUGUGGAGUACAGCUCUCCCCAAGAUGACCCCAUUGACUGUUUAAUAGAAGAGGACCUCAGGGGUCUCAUCCAGGUGACUGAUUUGUCCCUUUCAGACCUGACCUGUGAAGGAGAAGAGGAGAUCUUGUCUGAUCAUAGCAUAGAAGAAGGAUAGAAAUGUGUGGAGGCUUCUUUAUCAUGUGUUGACAGAUUUUUUCUUUCCAAGUUUUAAAAAGGCAGUUGACCAUCCUAAGCCCAUCACAGUACUGGGGAGCUGAUUCCACUGUUACAGUGGAUUGGUGUGGUGUGUUUUAAUGGCAUCUAUCAAAUGAUAUAACCUCUAUCAGAACAAACUAUAAUUGGCUGAUUAUGUUUCAUUAAGAUUUGCAGAGAAGGGAGGGGUGCUUAAUUUUUUUUUAAUAUUUAUAUUUCUAAUAAAUGUUACUUUAAUAAACAACCAAAAAUCAGUUGUGUUUCUUUCAUUCAGAGAGAGCAUUUUAUUCCCUGUGAGACAAAUGUGCGGUUUUUUUUGUAUGUUGUCCCAAUUGUAAGUGGCUUUGCAUAAACAUUUUUAAAAGAUGACA
Sceloporus undulatus (fence lizard) is the source of this 1268-nucleotide messenger RNA. RefSeq names its product RAD52 motif containing 1 (gene RDM1). The record is from RefSeq and is a predicted model, not a curated record. The transcript has 7 exons. Gene Ontology annotation, molecular function: RNA binding. Gene Ontology annotation, cellular component: nucleolus. The coding region runs from base 41 to 859 and encodes 272 amino acids. NCBI's taxonomy places the organism in Eukaryota, Metazoa, Chordata, Lepidosauria, Squamata, Phrynosomatidae.